Molecule: messenger RNA, 624 nt
Organism: Branchiostoma floridae (Florida lancelet)
Lineage: Eukaryota; Metazoa; Chordata; Leptocardii; Amphioxiformes; Branchiostomatidae
Product: CD180 antigen-like
Exons: 1
Coding region: 1-624 (207 amino acids)
Molecular function (GO): protein binding
Source: RefSeq, a predicted model, not a curated record
AUGCUGAUCUUGGAGAAGAACAGGAUUUCCGCCGUUUCCCAACAUGCAUUCCGAGGCCUACACCUGCUUAAACACCUGCGAUUGUCUCACAACCGCCUGACGUCAGUGCCAGUUGGCGCGCUUCUGCGACCCGAAUCAUUGUGGAUUGCAGAUUUGCAGAUGAAUCACAUCACUACGAUCGGCAGGGAUGUCGUGCGUUUGUCGCGAAACCAGCGCUUGAGUCUUCAGAUCGGACACAACAAGUUAAGGUGUGACAAGAAUCUAACAUGGUUCAUCUGCACCCUGCCGUACCUGCCGUUCAUUUCUCAACACGACGUUCUGAGGUGUACAUUUCCUCCAGAACUCUCGGGAACCAGCCUAACUGCCAUGAGAAAAUAUCUCUGUCAAACCAGCACGGAGAGGCCGCAGCGAGGGAUCGGCUCCAAACCCUUCAGCGAACCGUCUCUGACACCAACUUCAACGAUAAUGGGGUCAACAAGUCCUCAAAUUUUCAACGCCCAUCCGUACAGCGACGCCAUCCCAACUGAGGGCUAUACAGAAAUGCCGCAAACCAUGUCAGUCACUGAGCGCACGACACUGAUGGACUAUGCCGUUACUAAUGAGGGAAAUCCCUUCAUCAAUUAG